AUGCCUCGUCCGACGCCGCCGUUUCGGCACUGGUCGCUGGUAAACUGCCCCUCGGAGGACUCGCCGCUAGGCCGCAUCGGUCACUCCUUCUGCGCCAACGCCGAUGGCAGCAAGGCGUACGUCUACGGCGGCGUGAACGACACGGACAGCGUGUCCAUCUACCUGGACGACUUGUGGCAGUACGACGUGAUCAACAAGCGAUGGAAGGAGAUUGAGCUGCGAGGCGAAAAGCAGCACCCGCGCGCGUUCCACACCGCAGUUUGGUAUGGCACAUGCAUGUACAUCUUUGGUGGCUGCAACGGCCGCGGUCGGUUCAACAAGCUCUUCUACAUUAGCGAGGAUGGCGACUGCCACCCUGUCGUCGUGCGAGGGGCGCUCAUCCCAAUGACUCGCUACUGCCACAGCGCCGUUGUGUUUGGGAAUACCAUGUACAUCUUCGGAGGCAAGUGCGGCGGGCGCAACAGCAACAAGCGGCUGCAGGACCUGUACCGCUGCGACUUGAGCGAUCCGGAGUGGAAGGAAUGCAACCAGCUUGGCACGAUCCCACCGCCGCGCUCUGCCCAUACUGCGAUGACGUACGAGCGCACCAUGAUUGUUUUCGGUGGCCGAAACAGCGGCGGCGAGUGCUGCGAAGACUUUUUCGUCUAUUCAUUCGACACCUCGAUGUGGCGGCGCAUUGACCUGCCGCAGGUGCCGAUGUUUGGCCGUGCCCGUAAUAGCGCCGCUGUGCACUACGGCAACAUCAUCGUCUUCGGUGGCUGGAAUGGCAAAAAGAAGUUGAACGACUUGUUCAUCUACAACGUGGAGGCGAACACGUUUGAGUUCAUGUACGACAUCGACCGCGAGUAUCCGUCGCGUCGCGAGUGCCACGUGGCCGUAGUAUGCCGCAACACCAUGGUGGUGUUUGGUGGCCGCUUCCGCGGCCACUUCAUGAACGACACGACGGAACUGUACCUUGGCAGCAAGACAGGCGUCGAUAGCAUGCGUGAUUGGCUCAUCAUGGCGGACCCUCAGCUCACCGGGUUGGCAACGCACCUCCCGCUGCACCACUUUGCGGCUCUCAAGGCACACAAGGACUACGUCGUUCCAGAGCUGCCAGAGGAGCCUAUGUGGCCGCUUAUAGGGCAUACACCCUAA
Leishmania mexicana MHOM/GT/2001/U1103 is the source of this 1137-nucleotide messenger RNA. RefSeq lists its product as hypothetical. The record is from RefSeq and is a predicted model, not a curated record. The transcript has a single exon. Gene Ontology annotation, cellular component: cytoplasm. Bases 1 to 1137 code for a protein of 378 amino acids. Lineage: Eukaryota; Euglenozoa; Kinetoplastea; Trypanosomatida; Trypanosomatidae. Gene Ontology annotation, molecular function: chromatin binding; protein binding.